Messenger RNA from Pelobates fuscus (common spadefoot toad), 1576 nucleotides. RefSeq names its product purine rich element binding protein B (gene PURB). Gene Ontology annotation, biological process: regulation of transcription by RNA polymerase II. The coding region runs from base 205 to 1185 and encodes 326 amino acids. The record is from RefSeq and is a predicted model, not a curated record. Gene Ontology annotation, cellular component: nucleus. NCBI's taxonomy places the organism in Eukaryota, Metazoa, Chordata, Amphibia, Anura, Pelobatidae. The transcript has a single exon. Gene Ontology annotation, molecular function: purine-rich negative regulatory element binding; DNA-binding transcription factor activity, RNA polymerase II-specific; RNA polymerase II transcription regulatory region sequence-specific DNA binding.
GUUGGUGCGAAGCUGAGAGAGGGGAGAAGGGGCAAGCUGAGCGGAGGAGGGGGUGAGAAGUGAGAGAGCGAGCGGCCGUCUGAGAGGCGGGCAGGAGCCGGAGGCAGCCCGCGAAAGAGCAGAAGGAUCCCCGGGUGAGAGAGGGGACGGAAGCCGAGAGCAGCCAGACUUGGGAAGGUCGCAGCGAGCGCUGAGCAGCAGAAGAUGGCGGACGGGGACAGCGGGAGCGAGAGAGGGGGCAGCAGUGGCGGAGGAGGCCCCGGCGGCUUCCAGCAGCACAUGUCCCGGGACCAGGAGACCCAGGAGCUGGCCUCCAAGCGGCUGGACAUCCAGAACAAGCGCUUCUAUCUGGAUGUCAAGCAGAACGCCAAGGGCCGCUUCAUCAAGAUCGCCGAGGUCGGGGCCGGGGGCUCCAAGAGCCGCCUCACGCUCUCCAUGGCGGUGGCCGCCGAGUUCCGAGACUACCUGGGCGACUUCAUCGAGCACUACGCCCAGCUGGGCCCCAGCAGCCCCGAGCAGAUCGCGCAGUCCGCCGGGGAGGACGGGGCCGGAGCAGCGGGGCCCCGCCGGGCCCUGAAGAGCGAGUUCCUGGUGCGGGAGAACCGCAAGUACUACCUGGACCUGAAGGAGAACCAGCGGGGCCGCUUCCUGCGCAUCCGCCAGACCAUCAACCGGGGGCCCGGCUUCAGCGGAGGGGCCGGCGGCGGAGCGGGCCUGCAGAGCGGACAGACCAUCGCCCUCCCCGCGCAGGGCCUCAUCGAGUUCCGCGACGCCCUGGCCAAGCUCAUCGACGACUACGGCGGGGAGGACGACGAGCUGGGCGUGGGCCCCGGCGGCUCGGGCGGCGGAGGAGGAGGCUCGGCCGGCGGCGGCAUGUACGGAGAGCUGCCCGAGGGCACGUCCAUCACCGUGGACUCCAAGCGCUUCUUCUUCGAUGUGGGCUGCAACAAGUACGGCGUGUUCCUGCGGGUCAGCGAGGUGAAGCCCAGCUACCGGAACUCCAUCACCGUGCCGCUCAAGGCCUGGGGCAAGUUCGGCGGGGCCUUCUGCCGGUAUGCCGACGAGAUGAAGGAGAUCCAGGAGCGGCAGCGGGACAAGAUGUACGACCGGAGGGGCCCCGGGGAACGAGGGGGCGGCCUAGGAGGAGGGGAGGACUCCGAGACAGAAGAUGUGGAUGACGAUUGAACGGGAAGAAAGGACGAGGCAGGGGAGAGAGAGAUGGAGAAUGGAGGGAGGGCAGUAACACAUAGUCAUAACCAAUUCUAGUAGGACAUGGGGGGAGGGGGGCAGUAGGGUCCAGGUGAUGUUGUAAGUCAGGUGUGGUGUGAUAACAUGUAGGACAGGUCUGUAUAGUCAGUAUCUUCAUUCAUUAUUCUCGGGUGGGGGAUGUUAGUUCAGUGCAGACCCCCUUACAUGAGUGAUGGCUAUCACUGGCUGCUACAGCUCCUGAGGAUUGGGUGUCUAAUGAUGCCUUGUCAGCUAAACCUAGUUAACAGCUGGAUUGUGCAGUGAUAGCCAUCACCUUUGUAAGUGUUUUGCACAAAGAUUUGCUUCAAAUGGCACAGCUUUAUAUAUU